Molecule: messenger RNA, 1675 nt
Organism: Mercenaria mercenaria
Lineage: Eukaryota; Metazoa; Mollusca; Bivalvia; Venerida; Veneridae
Exons: 3
Coding region: 1-1173 (390 amino acids)
Source: RefSeq, a predicted model, not a curated record
AUGCAACCACAACAACAAAAUAAAGUCAUUAAAAGAAUCAACAACACUCUCCAUCUACAAAAGAAAAAAAGAUCAGACAUUUCAGAAAAGUAUGUAGCAGUAAAUGCAAGUAUAAAGGAAAAUCUUAUACAAAACGCAAGGAUCAGGGUAGCUGAAAGAACAAUAGAUGGACUUCUCACAAAGAGUUCUCUAACACGGGUCAAAGUACCAGGCCAUGGGAAUUGCUUCUUUGAAGCUUCAAUAAAAUCAAGUGGAUCAAAUAAAACCGCAGAGGAAUUAAGGGAGCUAUUAAGUGAACAUCUUGAGGAAAACUCUGAGGAUUAUGCCUGCUUUCUACUCAAUAAGCACAAACCUGAUGAUGACGAAGUCUUUCUGAAUGAAUAUCUAAAUGAGCAAAUUUUGAGAAGAAAUGUGUUAUCAUUUAUACAAACGAAGAUACAACCAAAUCUUGUAGAACCAGCGCCAAGUGAUAUCAUUAACCUGGCAUAUAUUUCUAUUCCAGGACUUAUAGAACACUAUGACGCAUGUACGGUUGACAAUAACAUUGAUACACAGAACCAGUCUGUAAAUGAAGAGAAUGCAAAUGAACAUAAUAUUGACAAGCUGGUUGCUACACUAUUAAACAAAAAAGUAAAUGGUACUCCAAGAAAGUCUACACCAUUAAACGAAAAUGUCAGUGCUACUCCAAGAAAGUCUACACCAUUAAACAAAAAUGUAAAUGCUACUCCGAGAAAGCCUGCAAAUUACAACACUCCCGUGAAAAGGCAUUUAGUAAGAAAACGAAAGACUACACCAGAGAACUGGAAACGAAAUAUAAAGACAAAACUACGCUUAAGUGGAAAACAGUAUAUCUCAAAGUCAGGAAAAGUUAUAACUAUGGUGCGACGACGACAUCCAUACCAUGUGUCAUGGAUUCAGAUUCGACACAUGCGUUUUGUGAAAGACUUGCCCGAUACUAUGCUGUUCAAGCACGAUCUUAGGGAUGAUUUUACAGCGAUAAAGACCGCAAAGGACGUCAAACUCAACGAGGUUGUACCCAACAAAUACAGACAGAAACUCCCUGUCUCUGCAGCUAAGAAGAAAGACUUAAUAACAUUGUGUAAGAAUGGAGCAAUUCCUAAAGAUUAUGACGUCUUGAGUAUUACAAAAACUUACCAUCAAGUGCCCCAGUGAAGGAUAGAUUACCAGAGUCAGACAUAGAGGAAUCUGAUGGUGAUGAAUCAGACAACUAUCCGAACAUCAAUGGUUGCUUAACUAUUGUAUAUAAACGUAUUGACUGCAGAAGCGAUUCAUAAACCUAAAGAUUAUAAUUAAGAUCUAGUCAUAAUUUUAAAGGACUAUAAAAUUUAGUGAUAAAUGACAAUCUUUUGAGCAUGAAGUGAAAAGGGAACUAAAUGUUGCACAAGAUUUGAUAUCAAAAUAAUUCUAUGUCUAUUAAGAAAUGUAAAUCUCAAAGCAAAGAACAUUGUGAUAGUUUUUGAGUUUGAUGGUAUAUGAGAACCGGUUUAAUGACACGGAAUCUAUGAUUAGAUUUUGUUGAAACAGUAUGGUUUGAUGCCAUAUGGAGACUCUAUAAGACUAAAUGACCUAAUGUUCUUUGUCUGUAUGACACCAAAAUAUGCUACAACAACUGUAUAUGUUUUUGAGCAGACAUAUAUUUUAAUAAAUAACAUAA